GGGCCACGCCAGACCGUGCACCGCUGGAUCUCCUCGCCGGUCUUCGACUCCUUCAUCGGCUUCAUCAUCUCGGUGAAUGCGGGGACCAUCGGCUACGAGGCGCAGGUGAGCACGAAGAUCCCCUGGGGCUGCGACGAGCGGUGCAGCUGUGAGGAUCCCGGCUGCAGCCCCAUGCCCGAGUGGCUGCAGGCCGCAAGCUGUAGCCGAAAGCUUUGGGC
Messenger RNA from Effrenium voratum, 218 nucleotides. The record is from the annotation of a GenBank genome assembly. NCBI's taxonomy places the organism in Eukaryota, Dinophyceae, Suessiales, Symbiodiniaceae.